This is a messenger RNA of Corythoichthys intestinalis (scribbled pipefish), 3071 nucleotides long. RefSeq names its product solute carrier family 13 member 5b (gene slc13a5b). Bases 71 to 1813 code for a protein of 580 amino acids. The record is from RefSeq and is a predicted model, not a curated record. Gene Ontology annotation, biological process: transmembrane transport; citrate transport. The transcript has 12 exons. Lineage: Eukaryota; Metazoa; Chordata; Actinopteri; Syngnathiformes; Syngnathidae. Gene Ontology annotation, molecular function: citrate transmembrane transporter activity; sodium:dicarboxylate symporter activity; succinate transmembrane transporter activity. Gene Ontology annotation, cellular component: membrane.
UCUUUCAUUACGCCUCAACCAACACGUAUUAAAAAGCUCGACCAGUUCCCGAUCGCGCCUUUAAAUCAGAAUGCCUUUGCACAAGCGUUUGCUGUCGGUGAAGAAUGAGCUCAUACUCUUCACAACUCCGCUCCUUCUUUUGCCUCUGCCGCUCGUUAUCGCCACCUCGCAAGCAGAAUGUGCCUAUGUGAUCAUCCUCAUGGCGGUGUACUGGUGCACCGAGGUCUUGCCCCUGGCGGUGACGGCCUUGCUCCCUGCACUCCUCUUCCCUCUUUUUGGCAUCAUGGAGUCCCAGAGUGUAUGCAUGCAGUACCUAAAAGACACCAACCUGUUGUUUGUCGGUGGUCUGAUGGUGGCUGUGGCCGUGGAACACUGGAACCUACAUAAGCGAAUCGCCUUGAGGGUGCUCCUGCUCGUCGGCGUGCGUCCUGCACUGCUGAUGCUGGGCUUCAUGGGUGUGACAGCCUUCUUGUCCAUGUGGAUCAGCAACACAGCCACUACAGCCAUGAUGGUGCCCAUCGUCCAAGCUGUGCUGGAGGAGCUCAACAACAGCGAGGGGCAGAUGCCUGUCAUCCUGAGCUCAGAGGAGUUCCAGAAGCCAGAAGUAGACAUCAAGCAGGAGAAAACAACGGAAAUGACAGGCCCCAUUGUGGUGACUUUCUUGGACGCCUCCGUUGAAGUGACACGACAAAAGGAGGCACAGGAAAGACAGAAGAUAUGCAAAGGGAUGACCCUUUGCGUUUGCUAUGCCGCCAGCAUCGGCGGUACUGCUACGCUGACGGGGACUGGUCCCAACUUGGUGCUCAAAGGACAAAUGAGCCAACUGUUUCCUGGAAAUGGCGAUGUGAUCAAUUUUGCUUCCUGGUUUGGAUUCGCGUUCCCCAACAUGAUCCUCAUGCUGGUGCUGGCCUGGCUGUGGCUGCAGUUUGUUUUCAUGGGAUUCAACUUCAAGAAAACGUGGGGCUGUGGUGCUGAAAAGACAGAGAAGGAGGUGGCUGCCUACGAAGUGAUCCGGGGGCAACAUCGCCGUCUGGGGCCCAUGUCCUUUGGAGAGCUGAGCAUCCUGGGUCUCUUCAUUCUGCUUGUGGUUUUGUGGUUCUCCAGGGAUCCCGGGUUUGUGUCCGGCUGGGCCACACACAUCUUUAACUCCAAAGCAGAGUAUGUCACAGACGCCACUGUGGCCCUCUUCGUUGCCAUCCUCCUUUUUAUCCUUCCCUCCAGACCUCCACCUUUUUGCUCAUGGAGGACACAAAGUUUUGACACAGUAUCCCAUCAGACAUCUAGCUCUGCUCCACGUCUGCUAACAUGGAAGGUGGUCCAGAAGAAAUUACCAUGGGGAAUUGUACUGCUUCUUGGUGGAGGAUUUGCACUGGCCAAGGGGAGUGAGGUGUCAGGACUUUCCAGGUGGAUGGGAGACCAAAUGAGCCCCUUGCAAAGUAUCCCACCCUGGGCAAUUGCCAUUAUCUUGUGUCUCCUCAUUGCAACCUUCACAGAGUGCACCAGCAAUGUGGCUACUGCCACGCUCUUCCUGCCCAUUUUAGCAUCAAUGUCGCAGUCCAUUGGAAUUAACCCUCUGUUCGUCAUGGUGCCUUGUACUCUGAGUGCCUCCUUUGCUUUCAUGCUGCCCGUGGCCACGCCACCAAACGCCAUAGUCUUUUCCUACGGAUACCUCAAGGUUUCAGAUAUGGCAAAGACUGGAAUAGUCAUGAACAUCAUUGGCAUAAUGUGCAUCACACUGGCCAUUAACACCUGGGGGCGGGCCAUGUUUCACCUGGAUUCCUUUCCAACAUGGGCCAACGCCACUGGGCCGUGACGCCGACCUGUUUCCUCAGCGCCUCGAUCUACUGCUCUCUAGUCAGAGCCACAGCACUGUCUGAAAUGAUCUGUGCUGCUGAGACAUAAGUCGCCUAUCAAGUUUAUUUUCCAGUUCAAUGGGUAAUGAAUCAGUAGGAGAAAGAAACACCUUCAUUUCUACUGGGAUGAACAAAGAUAAGGUUUUUCAUGUUAGUAAAACACUUUGCAUGAAUAAUACAGAUGUCAACAGUGACGUCAGUGAUACUUUGCCUGGUAUCAGAAUGCUGACAUGGUUUUUUUUAUAAGAACUAAUCCAAACACUGCAGUAUGAACAUAUCAGAAACAACAGUUCUGCAUAAAAGGUGUGCUUUUAAACAAAGCCAAAAAGCCUUAAAAAAAAAUAUAUAUAUAUAUAUGUAGAAUGCUGCAUAACCAUUCACACUUAAGUUAUAACAAUGCAGAAAUAGAUCACAGAUCCUUUAUUUUAAAGCUUUCUUCUAAUUAUUGACAUUUUUUAAUAUAUUUAAUUUUUAGCUGCUAAAAGAAACCCGUCUAUAUGCUACAUAUGAAGAGACAUGAUCCCCCCCUCACUGUCUGACAUUAUUCUUUUAUUAUUACAUUAUUCUUUCAGGUGAACCUGAAAGAAUAAUGUAAGGAUGUUGCUUUUUUUUUUUUCUUUCAUAAAAGUCAAAAGUACACAUUUUAAUAAUAGUAUUACUAAUUAGUAUUGAUAGUUUUCAUACCAUCAAGUUUAAUUAUCAUGAUGACUGAACAGCUGCUAUUUAGCUAUACAUACUAUUUUUCCAUUCAUUCAUUCAUCUUCUGAACAGCUUAUCUUCACGAGGGUCGUGGGGGUGCUGGAGCCUAUCCCAGCUAGCAGCAGGGAGGAGGCAGGGAAAAAUAACUUUUUGUGUCUUUAGUAUAGUGCAUGUAAAGUUCAGGAUUCAAUUGUAUAUUUUGAAUAACAGCAAGACUCGUUCAAACAUUUUCAUUUCCCUUCAAAUCAGUGCUGUAUUUGUGGCAGUUUGCAACAAUAGUGAUGAACUACUGCAAUAAAGUGUUCUAUCUAUCAAGUUUGCUGUAUUUUUCGACAGUUGUAUAUAUUUUGUGUGUGAAAUUGGUGAGAAAAUAAAGUACAGUGGUACCUCUACAUACAAAUGUAAUUCCUUCAGGACAUUGUUGAAAGACAAAAUGGUCGUAAAUCGAUUGGGGUAUUCCCAUCAGAAUAUUAUAAUUCAAUUAUUUGUUCCACAGCCCAAAAACCUUCAUUAAACCCU